GCGGCGAGAGGAAGUGGCGGCGGCGGCGGCCGGGGGCGGCGAGAGCUGGGUCUGCGCGGGCGGUAGGCAACGGCUGAGGCGGCGGCGGCGGCGGCGGCGGCGGCGUGGGCUGGGCUCCAGCGGGCGGCGGCACCCAGACUCCCCGGAGCGGGAGCCCACGCGGGCGGGCGCCUGAAACAAAGAGAAGCGGGAGUCCGGGCGCCGCGGGUGGGCGGUCAGUCGGUCAGCGCGCAGCCGGCCAGCGGGUGUCCGCGCAAGCCCCGAGCCCGGCCGGCCGGCACGGCCUCAGGGCGGGAAGAUGCCGCGAGUCGUGCCCGACCAGAGAAGCAAGUUCGAGAACGAGGAGUUCUUCAGGAAGCUAAGCCGCGAAUGUGAGAUCAAGUACACGGGCUUCAGGGAACGGCCGCACGAGGAGCGCCAGGCGCGCUUCCAGAACGCCUGCCGCGACGGCCGCUCGGAGAUCGCUUUUGUGGCCACAGGAACCAAUCUGUCUCUCCAGUUUUUUCCGGCCAGCUGGCAGGGAGAACAGCGACAAACACCUAGCCGGGAGUAUGUCGACUUAGAAAGAGAAGCAGGCAAGGUAUACUUGAAGGCUCCUAUGAUUCUGAAUGGAGUCUGUGUCAUCUGGAAAGGCUGGAUUGACCUUCAGAGACUGGAUGGGAUGGGCUGCCUGGAGUUUGAUGAGGAGCGAGCCCAGCAGGAGGAUGCAUUAGCACAACAGGCCUUUGAGGAAGCUCGGAGAAGGACACGUGAGUUUGAAGACAGAGACAGGUCUCAUCGGGAGGAAAUGGAGGCAAGAAGACAACAAGACCCUAGUCCUGGUUCCAAUUUAGGUGGUGGUGAUGACCUUAAACUUCGUUAAUGGUAGCACGGUGGACAUGCUGCCCAUCUUUACAUACACAUUGCUUCUAGUUGGUAGAAAUAAUUGAUCAAAAGACCAGAAACUGUGAUAACUGGAGGUACUACGGUCUGUUUCUCAACCUUAGGCAGUAACAGACAUCACAAACUGCCAUGGUUUUGCACUAUGAUUAAAACUGCAUUUCUAGUUUUUUAAGCAUGUAGCCAGUAAUAAUUUGAUAUUUUUUUCUAUGCAAGCUUAUCUUGUUGGCAUUACUUUAGUGAAUUGAAACUGAACAUUUGUGAAGCUCUGUUUUCCUGCAUUUAAUUUAAAAGUUUAUGUCAUUUAAGAACAAGUCGAGAAAGUAAAAGUUAUGUCAGAGGGGUUUCUUCCCUAAUCAGUUGCUCUAAUUUUUUUUUUUUUUUUUUUUUUUUUUUUUUUUUUUGUACUUUUAGGUGUGUUUGUUAUACAGCUUCAUUUAGAUAGGCAUUGUUGGGGGUUUUUAUUUUGUUUUUCCCAUUUCCUUUUGUACUUUAUAGUCUAUAGCAUUUUUAAACUGCUGAUAUGUUUGCAUUAUUUACAAGCUAAAAACCUAGUAGCAUAGAGCUGUCUGCCACAGCCUUCUAACACGAAGUUUACAGUGGUUAAAGUUGCAGUAUCCUUUUAAAUGCUAAUGAUUAGCACCGUUUCUUUUCCUUUUUAAACAUAAAAAAUUUUAAAUUGGUUUUUACUCUCUAAUCUGCCCUGGAUCUGUUUUAGAUUCUGUUCUGUAUUCAUGAGUUUGGAUGGAGGUACUCUCUAUAGAUGAUAAUAUCCUACUGAAAUGCCUAAAGAGGUCACCAGCUGACUUCUGUUUUAUUCAGGGAUUUUUUUAAAAAGUCAAUCAGAAAAGGGAUACUGGAGCUUCUUCAUGUAUGUAACAGCAUAUUAAACUGGAGACAGUGAUGAAUCAGCUACAAAGGUAAUAUUGUAUUAAAAUAAUGUUUAAGAUAGCUGCUUUUAUGUGUAUUUUAUAUUGCAUGCUUUUGUAAAAACAAUGCUGGGUGAUAAGAGAUUAGUCUUAGAGAGAAAAUGUUCAUCUGUGCAGAAGAUACAUUUUCUUCCAAUAAUUAUUCUGGAAAAAGCAUUCAGUUAUAUGUAUGGUAUUUUGCAAAAGGACUAUUAAUAGUACCUUUUGAGAUGAAUUAGUCUAAGAAUAUUUUUUAAAUAGGCUCACUGUCAAAUUGAGUGCAACUUUUAUUUUAAAAGCAAGACUGGAAAAAAGUGCUAAGUCAUUUGGUACCUCCUUACAAAUACUUUUCUUUGUCACAUUCAUUAAAUGUUACUACAUUUCUGAAGUUUUUCAAAAAUGUAUUUUAUCAUAAUAGAAUGGCAUUAUUUUAAAGAGUGAAAAGCUGACACAGUGAAUUCAGAAAAUGAACUGAAGUCUGAGUAAGGUCAUUCAUUGCAUUUAAGAAGCAUAUAAAUAUACUUGAUUAAUGAGGGAGGUGUGGCUUUCAUUGUAUAUAGUACUUAAUAAUUCAUUAACAGAUAUCCUGUAUCUCAGAAUAAAGAUAUUUGUUUUAUAUUUGAAGUCAUGCAUGGUAACGAGUGUUUAAAUUGUUAUAAACAAUAAUGCAUCAUAAAAGACCAUGCUGGUUUUGUGUAAGUACUAUGAAUGAAUUUGGUUGGUAUUUGGUGUUGUUCAGCUCACAUGUUUACACACUCAGUGCCCUAACUUCCCCUGAGGGAAUCGCCUUUUUAAGUGAUCCUUACAGUGGUGUUUUAAGGUUACUUUAUCACAAAGCUCCUUGGUUUUUGACUUCUGCACUUAAUUUUUUUAAAUAACAUGAUGAUACAUUUUUCUCUGUUGCUUCUAGCCAAGGACUUUUAGUCCACCAGUAAAUACGAUCAAAUGUUAUUAAAUGUUCUUGUUGCCAUCCUUCUGUAAAUACAGAAUUUUUCCUGUCAUUUAGUAGUGCUGUGCUGCUUCUGUCUGUCUUAAUGCUGGCAUUAAGAUCAUGAGCCCUUUUUCUCCCAAUACUGCAGGCUUUGGAAACUACUUUAUUAAGUUAUUGAUGCAAUUUGAUAUUUUUUCAUAAUCUAUAUUUAAACAAAAUUACACCAUUGCAUCAUCUUUUCUAAAUUCAUCUCCAUUAAAAACUUGCCUUAAGCUACCAGAUUGCUUUUGCCACCAUUAGCCAUACUGUGUGUUUGUAUGUUCUAAUUUACUUUCACAAUAAACUUCCGUGUAGUGAAAA
This is a messenger RNA of Oryctolagus cuniculus (rabbit), 3078 nucleotides long. It is a transcript of the gene CBFB, whose product is annotated as core-binding factor subunit beta. The record is from RefSeq and is a predicted model, not a curated record. NCBI's taxonomy places the organism in Eukaryota, Metazoa, Chordata, Mammalia, Lagomorpha, Leporidae. Gene Ontology annotation, biological process: regulation of transcription by RNA polymerase II. Gene Ontology annotation, cellular component: core-binding factor complex; nucleus. Gene Ontology annotation, molecular function: sequence-specific DNA binding; transcription coactivator activity.